This is a messenger RNA of Fusarium poae, 309 nucleotides long. RefSeq lists its product as uncharacterized. Bases 1 to 309 code for a protein of 102 amino acids. Lineage: Eukaryota; Fungi; Ascomycota; Sordariomycetes; Hypocreales; Nectriaceae. The record is from RefSeq and is a predicted model, not a curated record. Gene Ontology annotation, molecular function: cysteine-type endopeptidase activity. Gene Ontology annotation, biological process: proteolysis. The transcript is spliced from 2 exons.
AUGAGACUGUGUUUGCGUAUCUGGGGCCACGAGCUGCGUUGGGUCGAUGGAGAUUUUGCCGGGUUCUCUGUUUUCAAAGCAUAUCCGAAACACAUCGCUAACAUACUUCAUAGUGCCGAUGCUACUAUCGCCUCCCAGGCUACUGGCGCCAUGUCAUGGGCCUUUGUCAAUGCGCUCAAGAAGAGUCCCCAGCAAAGUUACGUCCAGUUGUUGAACAGCAUUCGUGACGAGCUUGCGACACGCUAUACUCAGAAGCCUCAGCUAUCGUGUAGUCACCCUCUCGACACGAAUCUUUUGUUCGUCAUGUAA